Dama dama (fallow deer) is the source of this 1397-nucleotide messenger RNA. It is a transcript of the gene MRI1, whose product is annotated as methylthioribose-1-phosphate isomerase 1. The record is from RefSeq and is a predicted model, not a curated record. The transcript has 6 exons. Gene Ontology annotation, molecular function: S-methyl-5-thioribose-1-phosphate isomerase activity. The coding region runs from base 209 to 1285 and encodes 358 amino acids. NCBI's taxonomy places the organism in Eukaryota, Metazoa, Chordata, Mammalia, Artiodactyla, Cervidae.
CUAACUUGGCUCGGCUGGGAAGGCGGGGCAGGAUCUGACAAGUGGAUGGCGACUUCCUCCCGGGAACCUGCGGGGUUACAGUGCGCAUGCGUCUCCUUCCGGGGCGGCCCCGCCCCCAGGCCUCGUCUCCUCCGCGUAUUCCAGCUCCGCCCCCGGUGCGAGCGGCCCCCGGAACCCGGAGAAGAGCAGUGAGCGCGGCUGUGACAGCAUGACUUUGGAGGCCAUCCGCUACUCGCGGGGCUCGCUGAAGAUCCUCGACCAGCUGCUGCUGCCCCAGCAGAGCCGCUAUGAGGCUGUGGGCACGGUGCGCCAGGCCUGGGAGGCCAUCCGCGCUAUGAAGGUGCGCGGCGCCCCAGCCAUUGCCCUCGUGGGCUGCCUCAGCCUCGCCGUGGAGCUGCAGGCGGGCGCCGGGGGACCUGGCCUUGCCGCACUCGUGGCCUUCGUCCGGGACGCGCUGAGCUUCCUUGUCACCGCCCGGCCCACCGCCGUCAACAUGGCCCGCGCCGCCCGGGACCUGGCCGACCUCGCGGCCCAGGAGGCGGAGCGGGAGGGCGCAACGGAGGAGGCGGUCCGAGAGAGAGUGAUCUGCUGGGCCGAGGACAUGCUGGAAAAAGACCUCCGGGACAAUCGGAGCAUCGGGGACCUGGGAGCCCACCACAUCCUAAAGCGGGCAGCACCCCAGGGUGGCAAGGUGACCGUGCUGACCCACUGCAACACUGGUGCGCUGGCCACCGCUGGCUAUGGCACAGCCCUAGGUGUGAUCCGCUCACUGCAUAACCUGGGCCGUCUGGAGCACGCCUUCUGCACGGAGACCCGGCCCUACAACCAGGGAGCCCGGCUGACGGCCUUCGAGCUGGUCUACGAGCAGAUCCCUGCCACGCUCAUCGCUGACAGCAUGGCGGCAGCCGCCAUGGCCCACCGAGGCGUGUCAGCUGUUGUCGUGGGAGCCGACCGCGUGGUUGCCAGUGGUGACACAGCCAACAAAGUGGGCACCUACCAGCUAGCCAUCGUGGCCAAGCACCACGGCAUCCCCUUCUAUGUGGCUGCCCCCAGCUCCUCGUGUGACCUCCGCCUGGAGACAGGCCAGGAGAUCGUCAUUGAGGAGCGUCCCGGUCAGGAGCUGACCAACGUCAAUGGGGUCAGGAUUGCGGCACCAGGAAUUGGAGUUUGGAAUCCUGCCUUUGAUGUCACCCCUCACGACCUCAUCACUGGUGGCAUCAUCACAGAGCUGGGCGUCUUUGCCCCCGAGGAGCUCCGGGCAGCCCUUAGUACCACCAUCUCCUGAGUGGGAGACCCUAGAUGGACCCCAGAAGUAACCAACCUAUCUCUCCAUAGCUUCCAUAUCCCCUCCAUAUCCACAUUAUUUUUAUAAUAAAUUUAUUGAAUGUUCUGCCCAA